GCGAAAUUUGGUGAACUUGCACCAGUUUUCUAGUUUCAACAUCUUUCGCGGGUUUCUUUAAAUAGCGUGUAUAAACAUCAACACAUCUUCGUGUCUAGCCAAGAAAAUCGUCUUUUUUAAUUAUCGCACUGUCGGCAAUUGUUUUUUUGCUAAACGUCAAUUGUCAUCAAUUGAUCCCAAUUGUGGGGAUAGAAUUCCCGGCAAAUCGAAGCGUUGUGGGACAAUCUCAGUCAAACACGUGUUUUUGAAGAAGAAUGUAAUGCUACAAUUAUUUUUAAAACUAAAUUGUUGCCAAGAGCAUAAUAUACAUUCAGUGUCUAUAGGUGCUAGGUGGCAUUAUGACAAAACAUAGAAACGGUGUGACUUCUGCUGUGGUAUGGGCAGGAAGCGAUAUUAUAGUACAAGUAUGUCCACUGGAUGAAGAACAAUUUAUCGAUGGAUUGGAUUUCAUAGAGGGCCAGGGAGAGGAUUUUGAAAGAGCGUUAGAGAGUACAGGGUUUGGAAAAUUUCAUUUUACUCUGCUCACAGUAUGUGGCCUUAUAUAUUUGAACACCGCAAUUGGAAUAACUAUUAUUUCAUUUGUCCUCCCAUCAGCGACAUGCGAUUUUCAGAUGUCUUCUUCAGACAAAGGCUGGCUUACUGCAGCCCCCAUGCUUGGUAUGGUCAUAGGAUCCUAUUUUUGGGGAUGCUUAGCUGAUACCAAAGGCAGGAAAACAGUAUUGAUAGGUGCCUUGAUUAUGGAUGGGAUUUGUGGAAUCUUAUCUAGCCUUGCGCAGGUUUAUUGGCUUUUCAUGCUCUUCAGGUUUUUUAAUGGUUUUGCGAUCACAGGAGCUAUGGGUAUUUGUUUUCCCUAUUUGGGUGAAUUUCAACCAGGGAAAUAUCGUGAAACAAUUUUGUGUUGGAUGGAAUUGUUCUGGACCCUUGGGGUUAUAUGUUUGCCAGGUAUUGCAUGGAUUAUAAUUCCUAUGGAAUUUACAUAUGAAACGGAAAAUUUCAAGUUUGCUAGUUGGAAUCUUUUCGUGGCUGUUUGCUCUUCAUUGAGUCUUUUCAUUGGCAUGUGGCUGUGCUUCUUUCCUGAAAGCCCUAAGUUUUUGUUAGAGUGUGGCGAACCAGAUGAGGCUUUGGAAGUUCUUCGACAUAUGUAUGCUGCAAAUACUGGAGAUGAUCCAGGUUCCUAUCCAGUACUGAGUUUGAGGGAGAAGGUGAGAACCAUGAGCGUUGUUUCCCAACAAUCUUCAAGAAGUAUCAGAAGUUUGAGAAUCAGGAAACCGAAGGAACUAAAAAUGUUACUCAAUGAAAUUUGGGAACAAACGAAAGCUUUAUGUAAUCCUCCACAUUUACGUUAUACCAUCAUAACAUGUCUUAUCCAGUUUUGUGUGACUACCAGUUACUACACCUUGAUGAUUUGGUUCCCUGAGUUGUUUAACCGAUUUGAAGAAUUUGAAUCGCUACAUCCAAAUGAAAGUGCUUCUGUCUGCGAAGUUUCUUCAGUUGUGCUACCAACUACGAAUGGAACUGUGAUAGAUGAGGAAUUUUGCGGUACACCGAUCAGUGAUGCAGUAUUUUUACACACGAUAAUCCUAGGAAUUGCAUGUAUUCCUACUAGUUUUUGGCUACCGCUCUGUGUUCAUCGACUUGGGACAAAAUUCUUCUUAGUGUUCAGCUUGCUUGUUGCAAGUGCCGUUACAAUGGGUCUUUACUUUGUGAAUUCAUCGAUUUCCAAUCUGGUGCUGUCCUGUAUUUUUGAAGCUUUGACCAGCCUUGGAAUAAGUACAGUUUACUGUGUAUUAGUAGAUCUAUUUCCUACAAAUUUAAGAGUUAUGGCAGCAGCACUCUCUCUCACAUGUGGUAGAGGAGGGGCUUUGAUGGGCAAUUUGCUUUUUGGAUUCUUGAUAGAUCUUAACUGUGUGGUGCCCGUAGUUCUCUUCUCCACAAUGCUUUUUGCGAGUGGACUACUCUGUCUUAUGCUACCCAACACAGGAAAAGGUGCAUUAGAGUGACCCUGUAGCUUAAUUAUUAGAGAUGGUGAAUUAAUAAAUAUAUGUGAUAAUUGUAUAGAUUACCUAUCUACUUUGGAAUAUCAUUUACUUACUCGUUUAUCUCAUUUUGGAUCAGGACUUUAAGUCAGAUCUUUAAGUAAUAUUUAUAGCUGUGUACAUUAGAUCAGUGUUUAUUUUUAUUUAUUUAUUAGUGUAUUCUAAUUUUAAGACUAUUUAUUAGUAUUUAUUUUUUUAUCUCGUGAUGAGAAGAUCAGCCCAUGAACUAUCGAAACUUUCAAUAUGAACAACAAAUAAUUAUCGAUUCCAUCAGAUUCACAUGAGAAUCGUGAUUGAAUCGAUUAUUUUUCAUUCGACAACGAUUGGAAAAUGUUGACGUCAUUUUGAAAUGUUGAGGAAUCAACAACAAAAUAGAUAUCUUCAAACCUGCAGUAUUAUAUAGGGUGAUAAUGAAAAAAUCCAGACUGUGACUUUAAUGUAUUAUUGAAGUUUUUGUUAGAAUUUUGUAGCAGUACAUUCCCCUUAAAAUAAGUUGUAUAUAUAUAUAGGAAUAAACAACAAAAUGAGUGAUUCAGCACCGACAUUUCCACAGUAUCAUUUACCGAUGUAUUUGAUGAUAAUUUAUGAACUUUCGAUGGUCCAUUGGCAAAGAUAGAACAUUAUUUUAAUUGUUGACUUGAAUCAACAUAUUUUAAACAUAUCUUUAUUGAAGUAUACAGCUGCUGUAAAAUUUGAAAUAUGGCUUAUGGAGAUUAAGUUUUUCGAUAACUAGCAUUGUUAAAGAUAUUAGAUCGAAGAGAUAAUGUUUAUGUUUCAAAAGGAUAAAUGCAAAAUGACGGAUUAGGUCUGAAAGUUAUGAAACUCACAAAUGUCAAUUGGUAGGGAAUCUGAAGAUCACUAUAAUAAAAUAGGGACCAAAGUGAUUGAAUCUUUGAGAAUUAUGUGCCUAAUUCAUUUAAUAUCCUGAAUUUGGGAAGCCAUUGAACAGUUAUUUGUUUUGUGGAGAUAAAACAAACUCAAAGCAUAUUUUUCGAGCCUCAUAUUACUUCCGAUAUUUUCUAUAUCUUAUAUAUAAUUAAUCAUCCUGAAUUUUAACUAAUGAGUAGGUAUUAUAAAGGGUAAUUUUUAUUAAAAUUAUUCCUUCGAGACUAGUAGAAUUGUUAUUUUUUUUCUUUGAAGCACAAGUAUGUGGUUACUACAUUGAAUGUUGAAUAAAAAGUUUAAAUUUUAA
Molecule: messenger RNA, 3228 nt
Organism: Harmonia axyridis
Lineage: Eukaryota; Metazoa; Arthropoda; Insecta; Coleoptera; Coccinellidae
Product: synaptic vesicle glycoprotein 2C-like
Exons: 11
Coding region: 339-2000 (553 amino acids)
Biological process (GO): transmembrane transport
Cellular component (GO): membrane
Molecular function (GO): transmembrane transporter activity
Source: RefSeq, a predicted model, not a curated record